ACUGCAGUUGGGUGGUAUAGUAAUAACACGUAAAAACGGGUUUAAUAUCAAAAACCACUUGAAAUCCGCUUUGUUUGAAGGUUAGUUAACUUUGACGUGAGAAAUGCAACAAGAUGGCGGGCUUUAGAGAUCGUGAAAAACAACAUUUCCCGCUUGAAAGUAGUCAAGCUGUGGUCGAUUUAUUCAUAGACCAACUCGAGAAUAGUGAUGGACCUAAUUUAGCACUGUUAUCUAUAGUUAUAGGAGCAGUAGAAAACAAGUUGACAGUCAACAGAAACGUGUCAGCGACCACGGACCGUUCAAGAAUACUAGAACCCAUCUUCCCCGUGAUCGAAUUGUCGAUGGUUGAAGCUUUGUAUACAAAAUUUGUCACGGAUGUCAAGAGUGGGGUUGACUUGUCAUUAUACCGAAAAGAUAUUGCUACACGGGAACUAGUCAAAAGAGUGUCAGACAUUAUUUGGAGUCGACUAACGAGGAGUUAUUACAAAGAUAAAGCUCAUCUCCAGUCGUUAUACAGUUAUCUCACAGGAAACAAACUUGAUUGUUUUGGGGUAGCUUUUGCAGUUGUUGCAGCUUUUCAAGUCCUUGGGUAUAAUGAUGUUCAUUUAGCUUUAUCAGAAGAUCAUGCCUGGGUUGUGUUUGGAGAGAAUGGAAGUGAAACAGCAGAAGUAACUUGGCACGGUAAAGGUAAUGAAGAUAAACGUGGACAACCUGUAGGUUUAGAAGUAACAGAGAAAAGUUGGUUAUAUCUAUGUGGUCAAGCUGUUAUAUGUACAAGAGAAAUGGAAGUAUCAGCUAUGGUAUCUGGUAUAAAUCCAUCAAUUACAGUUACAUUAGAUAGUUCAGAAAUGGGAAAUCUUCAACAGGAUCUUUUGUGGGCAUUAUAUGACAAACAACAUUUGAAAAAGUAUCCAAUGGCUCUUGGUAAUUUGGGAGACUUGGAAGAGGUAAACCCCAUUCCAAACAGAAAACCGUGUAAAGUAUUAUACGCCGAAGCUAUAGAAGCUUCAAAGAAAUAUUACAACAAUCAACAUGUGUAUCCAUAUACAUAUUUAGGAGGUUAUCUAUAUCGUAAACAUCAAUAUAAGGCAGCUGUCAUGGCCUGGGCUGAAGCAGCAGCUGUAGUUAGCGGUUUCAACUAUAAUCGUCAAGAUGAAGAAAUCUACAAAGAGUUUCUAGAAAUAGCUAAUGAUUUUAUUCCUAAUAUAGUGAAAGCUGUCUCCAAUGAGAAUAGCUCGGAUCCCUUGAAAUUACCAUUUUUACGCGAUCCUGAAGUUUAUGUGAAGCUUCUACAAUUUUACGAUGGUAUUUGUGAAUGGGAGGAAGGUAGUUCUACACCAGUUUUACAUAUCACAUGGGCACAUCACAUGGUUUUCUCAUUAUCAAAGUUUGAUUCUCAUGUUCGUGAAUUUGUAACUGUUACCUCAGAAGGUGGAGAUAGUGAGGAUAAUGAUGAUGAUUCUGAUGAUCAAACAGAUGAAAAGGAAACAAGACGAGGAUCUCAGAGUGAUUCUAAAUCUCGAACAUCCCUUCGCGGUCGACGUAAAUCACAAUUGACAGAUAAAGUUAAGAAUCAAAACGAAAACGGUGAUAAUGAUGGGGUAGAUUCUAAACUAAAUGGAGACUCAAAAGAAGACCAAAUCCAAUCUGCGAUCAAAGAUAUAGUUUCUAAAGUAGGGGAGGGGGGUAAAAAUGAUGCUCCAAAUCCAAACAUACAAGCUUUAUCCCAGGCAUGUGGAGAAUCUAUAUUAAAUAAAGAUUAUUUAUUGGGUAGUGGUGAGCCGUUCACCACUGCUACAUCUAGCACUAUAAACAAUACUACUACUGAUUCACGUAGUGUGGACAUUGAAGAUUUCUUGAGCACGAAAUCAAAUGGUACACCAUUCAUUGGCUUGACAAUGGACUCUAUGUUAAAAGCUGACAGUCCGGCAGACAUGAUGUUAUGUCGUAAAGAUUCUGAUGUUGUCGCCGCUACUGACAACGGGACCAACACAGAUUAUUUAGCAGGGGCCAAACCUGUGACCCUUGUGUUACGCAGCGAGAAAAUGAAAGGACUGAAAAAAAUCUUCACCUCAGCAAAACUGAACGCGAGUGCAAUCAAGCUGCAACUUACAGCUCAGUCUCAAGUACAUAUGAAACAUUCUAAACGAGGAGGGGAGGGAGAUAUAUCAAGCACCGUACGAAAGCGGACACGACGCGAGUAAAGUGACAUAAAACACCACACUGUUAUAGACUGUUAAUUUUGUUUUGUUUUUCUCCAUUAUUAUAUUUUUUGUUGUGUUCUUGUUUUUAAGUCACCAACCACAAGUCCUAAUUCAAUCAAUCUUGUUAUUAAAAUGAAUCCUGCCACUUGUAAAUAGUUCAACUACAUGUAUGUUUAGUACUGUACAGCUUAAUAUAGGUAAUAUUUAUAUUAGUAGUACAUAAAUAUCAUCUAACAAAUUUCACUUCCCAGACAGGAGAAAAACUACAUUUUGAAAUUGGGACUUAAAUUUUGAUGUAAAUAGUUUUAUCUCGGACAUAGUCAGUCACCUUUCUUUGUCACUAUUAAAAAUUGUUUAAACAUUUUACUAUGUGAAAAAUUGUGAGCUUUUUUCACUAUGUGAAAAAUGGUUAAUUUAGUACACUAGUGUAUAGUUCAUUUUAAUGUUUGUACUGAAGAGGGUUUAAAUAUUUUAUUCGUCAUUGUUUUCACAAAUCAUACCACCACUUUAACUUGCUUGAUUAAUCAGUUGUUAUUUAACAUACUUCAUUCAUCAUCAUUUCUUUUAACAGAUUGGUUUUAUUUUUGGAUGACUUUCUAAAGGUGCUUGUAUUUUAUUUUUGAAACUUUAGUCAUUAAAUUUAAUCAUGUAUUUAAAUUGCCCGGUGUACUGUAUGUUUACUGACUUUUACAGUUAUCAUUGUUCUAGUUUAUUAAGUCAAUCUUUAGAAUUCUGAUUACUUGUAAUUCAUUAAAGGAGAGUUCCCAGUUUGCACUGAACAAAUUAUUUUCUUUAAGUAAGGUCAAAAUGAGAAGAAAUAGGUUAUUUACCAUUUGGAAAUGAUUGUCAAAACAGUUUAUAGGGUUUAUAAGCGACCACUUCCAAAUUUCCAUUAGUGACCUGAUAAACCUGACUUUGCCAAGAGAUUAUUAAUAAUGAUAAUAAUAAUGUACAUUUAUAAUUGCGCUCACUCCAUCCAUAUUGCAUGCUCUAAGUGCAUGGUAAAUAAUAGCUAAUUCUAAUAAUAAGUAACAAACAAAUUGGUUUUGAGUUUGGAUUUAACUAAGCUAUCUGUAUCUCCAAUGGUAAGUUAUUCCACAGACACUGAAGGCUUUAUCCCCAUAGGAUUCAGUUUAGCUUGCAGCACAAUCAAUGAGGGCUUAUUUUGUGAGCGAAAUGGUCGAUUUGGUUGACUGAAUGAGGUUUGUGCCGUGAGAUGGUGAAGGAUCGUGUUGACACAUUUAGACCAAUGUUAGAAUCUUGAAAGUUAUCAGGUCUUCUAUGGAUUGGUAACCAAUGUAGUGAUUUUAAGAUGUGAGAUUGUAAGAGUACUUUUGUGUUCUUGUUAUUAUUCUAGCGACGUUUUUAAAAAAAAAAUUGAGUUUUGCACAUAGGUUUUGGGGAAUUCCAAUCAAAGCACUAUUGCAAUGUCAAGAAGUGUCGAAUAUUGCCAAUACAUGGGGGCGGUAGUAACAUGUGCAAUAAAGUUGUUCAACCUGUAUCUCCAUGGUUAAUGAGGAAUCCAGUAGCACACCAAGAUUCAUUACACAUGAUGAGAACUGACUGUUGGUUUCACAGAUCACCACACAUGAAUUUUGGUGAAUUCAAGCAUAGCAAUGUCCUGCAACUUUUAUUGCUUACUGGUAUUGGAGAAAAAAUUAACAAAAACGAAAGUAUAGUGGAAAUUUUUAACUGUACACUUGUCUGAAUUAUUGACAGGGUUAACCAGGCAAGAAUGACACAUUCAAUUCCAUUGGACAAUAGGCCUUUGUUAUUUCUUUGAAAACUUAUCACAGAGAUUUAGAUAGUUGCAUGGGCCUAGAAUAAAAGGUUCUAAAAGCCUUCCACAUUAUGAAUAAAUACAUAUAUUGACAAAUAAAAUAAUAUUAAUCCAUUUUUUGGUUUAGUUUUAAUGAGCUAAAAAUAGUUAUUGAUAUACAGACUGAUAUUUGUUUACAUGAAAUUUUUCUCAUUUAUUGACCAGCAUCUGUUGUUAUAUUCAGAAAUUAUGACAUUUAUUUAUUUAUCUGUUUUCAUAGAUUUGAUGUGAUCAUUAAUAUGGACCUUGAGCUGUCUCAAAUCCUCAUUUAAUUAUAGAAAUUAAAGUAUUAACACAGAUAUAUUUUGGUAAUUUAAAACUAAAUUAUUUGUUUUAUUUAGUUUCUUUAAUGAUUGAUCUUAUUUUAUAUACAUUAUGUAUUAGACAUCUAUUAUAGAAACUCACCAACCAUAAUUCAUCCACCUUUCAAAUAAGAAAAAAAAAAUAGUGCUAUGAAUACCAGACUAAAUUAAUAACUCAAAUGAACACUGGAUGCUAUAUACAUGUAUGUUAGAAUAUUAUCAAGGAUUUUGAUCAAGUUCAGAAGUAAUAGGCCUACUGGGUCUUGUUGACACUUUGAUAUAGUUCAGAGGCUUACAAUAUGAGUAUUUAUAUAUUCUAUGGAUUAUGACUAUACAUUAAUAUCUCCCAUAUUGUUCUUGAGGAGAGGUCCAACUAUUUCAGAUUUAAUUCAUUAGUUAAUAUUGAACUAUUUCAACCGUGCACUUUAAUUAACAAAUUAAAAAGGUGAUUAUCACAUUAUGAAUGUAUUUAUAUUCCACUGUAAAGAAACAAGGUGGUGCAAAUGCUAAAGUAAAUGUUAUAAAUAGUCUCUGAUUCAUCAAGGGGGAUUGGAUGGCCGAAUGGUUAGUAUAAGGUCUGUCAUUGAGUCAACUGGCAUGGUUUCGAUUCCUGGUUGUACAUGACAAGGAGUAGGGUCACCUGUCAACCUUGUGGGUUUUACCACACCUUUAAAGACCCCUACGUGCAAGCGAAUUGUUGAAAUAAAAUUGAACCAUGUGUUAGUCCCGAAAUGAGCUAGUGUGUGUUGAGAGGACAUUAGACCCAAUUUCUCUCUCUCUUGAACCAUCAAUAUCAUAGUACAUUCAACUACAGCCACAUGUUCACAGAAUAGAAAGAGUAGCUAUUUUAGUAUAAGAAAAUGUUUUUCUUUAUAAAAAAUGAAUUACAGUUACCCUGAUGUCAUAACUCUGGAAUUUUAAUUUGUUAUGUAAAGAUGAUACGAGUUGCAUUGUAGAGUUUAUUAUUGAUAGUAGACAAUGAAUAAAACAUAAAGAUUCCGCAAGUCAUACUAACAGGUGAACAUAAGCAUUGUUUUUUGAAAAAUGUAUCUCUUACUUCAUGUAUGUAGUACAAGUACAAUUAGAACAAAAGGAAGUGAUUCAGAUUAACUAUAAAUUAGAAAAUAAAAGUGAUUGUAUGUAAGCAUCCACCGCCUAAUACAUUCACUAGUUUUAUUUCAGUAAUUAACUCAAAUGAAUUUGAUCUACAUCAUAUGUAUAUUGUUAUGGAAUAUUUUGUUUGAUGUAGAUAUUUUACAUGAAAAUAUGUUUUAAUUGUUGUUAAAUAUAUUUUGAUUGACCUGGCUUAUGAAUUGUUAUCAUGUUCAUAAUCUAGGUAAUUCAGAAAAUCUGUCAAGAUGAGAUGGGAGGUGUGAAGGUUUGUUCCUUGUUUCUUACACUGUUGUCAUUUACAAAUAAGGAUUCCCUCCAGUUGCAGCUAUUUUAAUUUAUUUAUUAUUCUGACAGUCCACAUUUACCUAUGCAUGUAGAAUAUGUAGUACGUAGAUUCUGCAUUAACAAUAAAUUACAUGUACCGUUUACAGCAUUUGCCAAUUGAUAAGUUGAAAAUAAGACAUUCAAAUUCUGUUGAAAUUUUAUCUUUUAAAAUUACAACUGACCACCUAUCUUACUUGACAUGUCGAGUUUAAAGGCACAUUUCUGAGUUUCAUUUCACACUGGAAAAUCAUACUUGUCAAUUUCCAUACUUGAUGAUGAAUAUUUGUGGGUGAUAGAAAAUAGAACAGACCUGUUUUAUGUCCAAUUUUAACAACCUGUAUAUUCAACUGAAUGGGCGAUGAUGCAUUUCCAUAGAAAUACAUAAUCAUAAUAGAGACCAUUUUUGUCUAUUAUGAGAUCAGAGUAAAACUGGAGCUUUAAAUACUGAUAAUGAAUACAGGUUAUUGUGGUGUAUUUAAAAUAGAUUAAACCCCACUAUAUGGCUCGCUCUUAAAGCUCUGACACAUUUUACACAGAGAAUGGGAGAGUAUUUUUAGAAUAUAACAAAAGGGAGAAGACUUUAUAAGAGCAGAUUUUUAAACUAGACAGAAGUAAAAAAGUAUUCUUAUUGUUAAAUAUGUAAUUAGUUUUUAAAUAAAACACUGUAAAUAUAUACUUAUUGAAACUAAUGAUUUGUUAUUGGACUUAGCUUCUUUCAGCCAUCUUUACUUGUUUAUUUUAUUGUUUGGAGCAAGUUGAAUGACAAGAAUAAAUUGCCAUGGAGUGUCUUGAGGUACAUGUAUAUUAAAAUGAAAAGUGUUAUUUAAGUCAUUUGCAAUAUUCAUGUUCAUAUGGUUUGUGUUUUUUAUUUUUAAUCAUGAAUAUGAAAUCUACGAAUGUUUUUUUCAGUAGUUAAUUUGGAAAUAUUGUACACAUCAUAGUGCUAUGAAGAUUCGUUAUUACUUUAUAUUGAUGGAUAUAAGUACUUAUCAAAUCUUGGAAAACUACCCAUAGAAAAAUUUGUUUUGUACAAAUUCUCUUCAACUAUUUUUGGGUGAUUAUUGGAAAUCAAAUCCAUUAAAAUGUUAAUGCAUGACAUUUUAAAUGAAAUGAAAUGGGGUUUGACAUUCUACUUUUUCUUCUCCAUCUGCACUAUCUCAACUAUUGAGAUGAUAGCAUCAUAAACAUGAGACAAAAAAUGAAUGUGUUAAAAAGGAGAUUGAUGCUUAGAAGAAUUUCUCUUCUAUAAAACAACAAAAUAAGAUGUUGAUAGUUACCCCCAUAAAUGAUAGCUAUUGUCAAACACCCUAUCCAAACAAUAAAAUAAUAACAGAUGGUACAUUGAUAUUGGGCUAACCACUGUCUUUGGUAUCUCAUAAUCGGUAAUCCAUGAGUGCAUUUAGUGGAUUCUGUUUUCAUAAAUGGUGUCCUACUUUUUCGUUGAAGUAGCCACCCUUCAGUCAACCCUAUUUAGGUAGCUAUUUCAUUAAUUUAUCGUUUUACAGUGAUCAGAUACCAAAUUAUUUUUGUCUACAGAGAAUUUUAGGGUUGGCAGUAUUUCAACUUUUAAUAAGUUUCUUAUAUCAAUGUCGUAUUUUAUUUUUGACAUGUUUUACUUCUCAAUAUUGUAAUAUAGUAUCAAUGUUUAAAUUAGUCUCUUGGCUAUUGUUUAUUAAUGUUAUAAGGAUGCAUGUUAGUGUAAGUAAGGUUUUAAAACUUUGAAGGAAUGAGAAUACUUUCAGAGUAUUAACUUUCUAGAAGGAAUAUUGAACAAUGAUUAAAAUAUCCAACUUAUGAUAUACAGUUUUGUUGAGCAGUUACACCCAGAAGAUUAAAUCAUUCACUUUCUCAAUAUUUAUUUAUUUGGUCAUUUCAUGAAAGCGUCAUUUUGUGUAAAUUGGAUAGAAGAAUUUGAAAUUGAACACUGUUUAUGUAUAUGUGUAUACAUAUAUAUACAAGAUUUGAUUUAAUGAAUUAGGCUGUAAAAGAUCUUAAAAUCUUUGUGUAAAUUUUGUUAGCUAUUUAAGGAGAUAUUUACCAUUUGUAUAUAGAUAUUAGUUUAAAUAUCGUUUGUCUGUUGGUUUAAUAUUAACACCACCAUAUAUAAUGCAUUUUCAUCAUAGAAAGUAAAGGUUGGUUAAUUUCAUUAAAGCAUUCUAAAGCGC
Patella vulgata (common limpet) is the source of this 7927-nucleotide messenger RNA. RefSeq names its product menin. Bases 114 to 2204 code for a protein of 696 amino acids. Lineage: Eukaryota; Metazoa; Mollusca; Gastropoda; Patellidae. Gene Ontology annotation, molecular function: transcription cis-regulatory region binding; Y-form DNA binding; chromatin binding. The record is from RefSeq and is a predicted model, not a curated record. Gene Ontology annotation, biological process: regulation of transcription by RNA polymerase II; negative regulation of cell cycle; negative regulation of cell population proliferation. The transcript has 6 exons. Gene Ontology annotation, cellular component: histone methyltransferase complex; nucleus; chromatin.